GGUAUCAACAAGUUUAUUUAUUAACUAACAGUUUAGCCCGCAACCAAACGCCGUUCAGCCGUGUCGCUGGGUACAUGUAAAAAAACGAAAUACGUUAAUCAGUGGUGACAGUGUUUAUAAAGGAAAAUGGCCGCAUUUGUUGAAAUCAAGAUCAACUUAUUGACCUGUCUGCUGUUCGUCAUGUGCCUGGCAGUACUAGUCCGGGAAACGAACGCGCGACCUCCUUGGCUCGCUCCCAACAGCGGCGUCUUCACGGAGUCCGCAGAGUGUCACACAGACGACGAGUUACUAGACCUCUGUCAACGUUGCGCUAAGCUCACAAAAUCCAGACUAGCAUACCCUGCCUGCUGUUCGACCGAUUUGCAGGCCCGAAGAUGGUGUUCCGACUACGUUUACUUCGGGCGAGGACAAUAUGAUUUCUACUAACCACUCACCAAACAAUAAAGUUUGGACUGUUGAAGAUUCGAGACUCGACGCGAAAUUUCGCAUUUUAACGACUCAAAUGUUUCCUUGGAAGUAUUGGUGUAAAUAUGAGUUUUAAAAAACGAGACCAAAUUCCGAUGAUUUUUUUGGACUCAACGCGUAAGUAUUUUACGUUUCUGGGUAUAUAGAUGGAAUAUCGUACCUAAUUUUUUCAUUCUUUUUACAAGACACUAAAUUGUGAUAAAAAUCACAUUAAAGUAAGUAGGUUAUCAAUAACCAAAAAUGUAAGUUAUCUACUUAUAGAUUUAGGAGUUAAUACCUAUAAUUUGACAUUGUAUACCUUAUCAGGAGGAAAAAGAGGUAUCAAUUCAAAUGGGUUUAUUAUCUUAAUAUGCGGAAAUCCAACUAUUGUUUAGGAAGGAUACCCAAUGUAUACUUACUAUUUUAAACUAUUAAAUAUUUUAUAUUGAAAUCAAAUGACUGAAAGAUUACAAAUAUUGAAUAGAACAAUUUUAUUCCUAAAACGGGAAUAACUAUCACCCAUUGAAAUUACAAUCAUUUCAUGUGUUUAUCUCUUAACAUAAAAUGCAAUCUCCAAUAGUCGCAUGCUAAAUAAUACUGCAACAGACGCUAUUUAGUUAAAAUAAGUCGGAUUACCAAUAGAUAGCAAAGAGAUUUUCCAAUAAGUAAAGCUGCACCCUCUAGAUCUUUAAUAGGAUUUUGUCUCGAAAAGAAAGGAAUAUUUUACCACCACGGAGAGUAUAGAAAAAAUCUAUUUUUUCAUGUUAUAAACACAGACGCCUCGGCAACUUGGCAACACUGGUACCCCAUUCAAUGUAUUUGCCACGCGCCUUUACUGAUAUAAUUGCUAACAUUAAGGUUAGAUUAUUUUUUUAUUUAUCGUUAUAGUAUUUCAUAAAUUUCCUCUACCGAGACAGCGAGACUUUCGAACUUCGACCUUCUAGACCCCAAAUUAUCUCGCAAGGUCCGCUCAAAUCCUUCGCUUACCGUAAUAGAUUGGUAAUUUGUUUCCGAUAAUCCCCAGUUGCGGGCAUAAGAUAAUUUUAUUUAUUAAUAGAUUACUUAAUCAAUCAACACAUGGAUUGACGUAGACAUGAGCAGAAUGUAAAUUCUAUUAUUUAAAGCUAUUCAGAGCUCAUAAGUCGAAUUUAUAAUUCACAAAGCGCUGAGAAGGAGUGCAUGUAAGUACACUUGCACCCACCUACCCAAAAAAAUCACAAAAAAUAUAUCAUGGAAUAAAUCUGCAACAAUUGAAACUAUCGACUACAGAGGUUUUAUAAUAAAGUAUUUUCAAUAAUCUGCGAUUUUUGAAUUAAAAAAAAUAAAUGUAUUAAGAAGUACAGUCCGUAGGUGCAGAUGCACCUCCCUAUAACUUAUCUUGGCCCAUGAUAAUUGAAAUAUAAAAUCUUGUAAAUUAAGACCACGUAAUGUAAAAUCAACACGCACACUCAGACCUUUAUCCUUGAGCGAAUUCGUUCCUUAUGGCGAGUUUAUCGCCAUAUUCCAGCCCGGAGGCUAAUACUGAAUAGAAAAACCCUAUACUGCUCGGGAAAUAAACUCGAGACCUCAGCAUUGCAGGCGUACCGUAAUACAACAACGCUACCGUUCCCUUCCCUUCCUUCCAACCAUCCUAAAAACUCCUCCUCAUUCCUUCUAUCCCCUCCCUUCUUCCUCCCGGGCCCUAAGACCGUCUAGCUGGAGGCUACCGAACCUCCAGUGAUAGCGGUAGGGCCCACCAACUAAUCAUGGGGCUGCCGUGGUUGCUAAGCCGGGGGAUCGCCUGUACACCAUUAGCAGGGUACCCCCGGCCAUAAACAACGUUAUCGAGACACUUUUAUUGGAGGUUUCAUUUAUUAUACUGAUAAAUAUAGUUACGUAUUAAGCACGGAUAAAAUAUUGUUUCCAUAGCGAUAAUUGUUGUCAAUCGUGAGAAAAUGAUCUUCGUAUCCGCAUAUUUCUGGUUUGACAACAGUAUUUAAUAAUGUCAGGUGGUAAAAUGUUGGUCGCCAUUUUGUUUUUUUUUUAAUCUUGUUUAUUUAAAGACAAAGGGUUCAUCAUGAGAUCUACUACAUUCGAUGUAAUUGUGUCACCCCUUUGUUCUGUAGUAAAAAUGUAUCCGCACGAUGAAUACCUUUGGCUUAUGAAAAUUAAAAACGAGAUAAAUAAAGCAGUUUGCAAUGUUCGAAGCAGAGUAACUCUAUAAACAUGCUAUCAAAUAUAAUGUAAACAUAGAUAUCAGUCGCAUACUUAAAAUAUAUCUCUAUGCGGAUAUUGUGGUUAAUAACUACAAAUAAUAAUUUGAUAAGUACGUUAGGUAGUGAAAGUAAUGUGCGUUUUUCUUAGUUUUUUGUUACUGUGUUAAAAUGACAAAGAGUAUAUUUAGUUAAAGUAAGUCAAAUUCAAAAUUUUCCCAGUGAUGUUUAUUAUCGCUCUUGUAAUAAAUUUGCCUACUGCUGUGCAAUAUUUACCAUGAAUUAGGAAUUCGCCCGGCACUAGGUAAAUUCAUUACAAGCUUGAUGUAAAUUUAAAAAAAAAUAUACAAGGCGGAGACUUUCCGCAUGGAGACUACAUUAUGUCUCAUUCUUAUAUGAUUACCUAAUAUUUAGGUAAUAUAGGUACGACUUUCAGUCUCAUAUCAAUAAAAUUAAAAAAGGUUAUCGAUAUAUCAGCAUAACAGAUAAAGUAGGUCAGCAGUGCAAAAUAAACACAUGAGUUUGUAUACGUUUUAUAAAGCAUAUAGCACAAAAGUGGUUGAGAACGAUGCAAA
Molecule: messenger RNA, 3211 nt
Organism: Manduca sexta (tobacco hornworm)
Lineage: Eukaryota; Metazoa; Arthropoda; Insecta; Lepidoptera; Sphingidae
Exons: 3
Coding region: 127-426 (99 amino acids)
Source: RefSeq, a predicted model, not a curated record